AGGGGGGUUAGUGGAAGAGCGUGUUGCUGCUGCCGCAGAACAGAGAGCUGAGCGGAAUGUAGUAUCUGUGCGCUGUCUGCUGGAGUUUUUAACAAAAUACAGUAAUACAGAAGAUACAAACCCUACUCACUGUCUCAGAAUGUCUCAGUGGGAGCGCUUGAAGCAGCUCGACUCGGUGUGUUUACAGAAGGUGGAUGAGUUGUACAGUCGAGAUGAUUUUCCCAUGGAUGUAAGAGACUACCUAGCUCAGUGGAUCGAGGACCAAGACUGGGAAGGUGCUUCACGCGACAGUUCCCGAGCAGUGGUUCUGUUCCAGAUCUUGCUGGAGAAUCUGGAUAAUCAAUAUAGUCGUUUCACACAGGAGCGGUGCUUCCUCAUGCAGCGCAACUUCAAACGCUUUAAGCAGAACUUUCAGAGAUUUCAAGAAGAUCCAUGUACUUUGGCUGAAAUAAUCAGUUGGUUCCUGAGGAGUGAGAAACGGAUCCUAGAAGAUGCAGAGCUAGCACAGGAAGUUCAGAUGUUGCAGGUUCAGCCAAACCCUAUGGAGACAGAGAGUCAGAGAUACGUAGAGAAGAAUGUCAGAGAGUUUAAGAACAAAGUUCAGGUAAUGGAGCACUCAUUGAGAUGCCUGGAGGAACAACAAGAUGAGUUUGACUUUAAAUAUCAGACGCACAGAAUGGAUGGUACAACUGAUGGAGCUGAAAGAAACGAGCAGUUAAAGGUGCUGCAAGGAAUGCUUAACAGGCUCAAUAACUCCAGAAUGAUAUUUCUCAGUGAGUUGUCAGCAAUGUUGGAUUCUGCUGAAUCACUUCUAGCCAAGCUUACAGAGGAUCUAGAUCAGUGGAAGAGAAGACAGCAGAUAUCAUGUAUUGGUGCUCCAGAAGACACAAAUCUGGACCCACUGGAGAAAUGGUUCACACAGGUAGGGGAUGGAAUGUUCCAGCUACGCAAGUUCCUGCUGAAGUUGGAGGAGCUACUGGACAAGUUGAGCUAUGAUGAGGACCCUAUCAAAGACCAGAAACCCAUCCUGCAGGAACGUGUGGAUACUCUAUUAACCACCCUGAUUAAGAGUGCUUUCAUCGUGGAAACCCAGCCAUCUAUGCCGCAGGGUCGAGGCCCUCUUGUGCUGCGUACAAAUGUUCAGUUCUCAGUCAAAGCCAGAUUGCUGUUUAAGGUGCCUGAGCUCAACCAUGCCAUGAAAGUGAAUGUGUCCAUUGGCAAUGAUGCUCCUAAUGUAAAAGGGUAUCGCAGGUUCAAUGUUCUUGGAACAUCAAGUAAAGCUCUGAAUAUGUCUGAGAGCAUGAAUGGGGGCAUGGUUGCAGACUUCAGACAUUUGACUCUGAAAGAAAAGAAGGUUGGAGCAGGUGGAAAAGGAAUUAAUGAUCUGUCUUUGAGUGUGACAGAGGAGCUCCACACCAUACACUUUGAGACACAGUUUGAAAUGCAUGGCCUGUCAGUCUCUUUGGAGACCACCUCUCUCCCUGUGGUAGUGAUCUCUAACUCCAGCCAGCAGCAGAGUGCCUGGGCUUCUGUUCUGUGGUUCAACAUGCUCUGCCCUGACCCCAACAACCUGCUGUUUUUUGCGAGCUCUCCUGUAGCAUCUUGGAGUCAGCUUGGUCAGAUGCUGAGCUGGCAGUUUAUAGCAUGUGCUGAGCGUGGUCUGAAUGAAGACCAGCUUGAGACUCUGGCUCAAAAACUCUUUGGUAAACAACAGAGUUAUGACAAUUGUAAAAUAUCCUGGACCAGAUUUAGCAAGGAGAACAUCAGUGGUCAAAGCUUCACGCACUGGGUCUGGCUGGAUGGAAUUCUAAACUUGGUCAAAGUUUACCUUUCACAGUUGUGGAAUGACGGGUCUAUCCUGGGAUUUGUAAGUAAGGGGAAGGAAAAGGUGUUGUUGAAGAAGAAGCAGGGUGGCACUUUCCUCCUACGCUUCAGUGAGAGCUGUAAAGAUGGUGGAAUCACAUUCAGCUGGGUGGAAUACACUAAUGAUGGUGAACCCAACGUGCGAUCAGUGCAGCCGUUCACCAGUGUAGACCUGAAGCAGAUUCCAUUGGCAGAGAUCCUGCGCAACUUUCAGAUCAUGGAAGCAGAGAAUGCUCCAGUCUACCCACUUCAGUUCCUCUACCCGAACACCCCCAAAGACCAGGCGUUUGGCAAAUACUACAAUGAGAUGACUGGAGAGCAAAGUCCAUACUUUAAAUACAUUAAAACCAAGCUGGUCUUCGUGUCAAAAGAGAAUGGGUGUACAAGUGUGGCUGGGGAGCCAGUGCCUGACCUGUGCACGCAGCCCAAUGACCGCUGCUCUGAAGAAGACAUCAUGCUGCGAGGGCCAGAGAGCUCACCCAUGCUUUCCAACUGUACGAGCAACCCUGAGUCACCCAACGAAUUUUUGGAAAACUCUUUAAACGGCCACCUUGAGUUCCCAGAUUUACUUAAUUUACCUCCAGAUAAUUAUGAUGGCCUAAAGAAUUCAGCCAAUGGUGUUUCCGAAUCCUUUCUGAACAUCAUUUCAGAGUCGUUUUCCCCAGUUUCUGAUCUUACUACAUUUCAGGAGUUUCUGAAUGAUCCACAUCUCCUGGAAGGAAUAGGCACUUUUUCUGAGUUUUCUGAGGGAAUGCCUUUAACUCCCUGAACAAUGAUCUUCCAAUGCUGUCCUGUGGCACUGAGACUGGAAAGUAGCAUUCACUAACACAGAAGUCAAUCAAUAAUGUAAUGCAAUCAAGAUUAUUAGCCCAUUAGCAAAAGAAGAUUUAUGGUUCGCUUCGUCUCAUUGUUUCACAGUCCUGCCCCUAAAGUAAUUUUACACUGGGAUUUUUUUUUUUUUUCACUGCCCCAACACAGUUAAAUUAAUUUAAUUAUUAGUGAAGGGGAUGUUUUAUUAUAUUACAUUAAAGGAUAACAUACUUGAUAUAGCUAGGCUACUAUUUCUAUGCAGUAAAUCAGACUAGAGUUGCACUAGAUGUUUCACCUCACUGAGUUGUUGGUCUUACUGCAGGAGAUAAAGAAUUAGCUCUGAACUUGUCUGCCUUUUGCAGUGAAGUGCUUUUGCAGUGAAGUGCUUUUACCAUGCAGGCAAUACAAAAUGCUCCAGUUAGAGCUUGUAAAAGAGCUUGUAAAAGUCAGUUCUGAUUACAAAUCCAAAACAAGGAAUGUGAUUUUUUUUUGUAUAUAGUUGUAUGUAAGUUUUUUAAAGAUGACCUGGUUUCCAAAAGGCAUGUGAGAUAAAAGUAGUUUAUGUUGUGUGAAGUGACGAGCUUCUGUAGAAAGAGUAAAUAAAAUGCAAGUGAAGAGCGGGAGUAGAGGGAGUAGUCUGUCAGAACAGUCCAGCAGUUCUGUUUGAUUUGGAUUAAAAUAAAGGAAAUGUUGCUUUUUACUCAGCAAAGUGUUUGUAUUCAGUGAGUGCAGGAAAGAUUCCAUAUGCUGCUAUAAAACAUCAUUACUUAGGGAGAAAAACUAUUCAUAUAGCAGCAGUUUACUAACAAUGUUAGUAAACUAACAGUGUUAUAAAAGGACACUGUAACAUCUGUAGAGCUUAAAUCUUACAAGUGAUCAAUUUUUCCCCUGUUACACUUUCUCCCACGUGAAUGCUGCUUACGUUCCCAGUCAUGGUCUUUAUAGCUACAUGUUUGAUGUUUAGUUCUUACUGGCUCGUACUCAGCUGCUCCAAAACCCUCAGCCUUUCAUUCCUUUUGAUGUUGACUCAUUCUUCUUACGUAUUCAUUACAUACAAUAUCAAAUCUGUGUAAUCUUUGAUUGCAACUUUUUUUGAUCAUAGAGCUUUUUAAACAAACCUUAAUCAUACAUUUAAAAAUCGCUAUCUCAUAAUCAUAGAGCUAAGUCUGACAUAAAAAGCUUGCAAAGAAAUGGGUAAUCUGUCUAGGGGAAAGCAGUGAUUUUUUUAUGAAUCAAUGUAACAUUUCAUCGAUUUGCUGAGAAAUAAAAAGAUACAUUCCUUCCGUUGUAA
Astyanax mexicanus (Mexican tetra) is the source of this 3964-nucleotide messenger RNA. It is a transcript of the gene stat2, whose product is annotated as signal transducer and activator of transcription 2. Gene Ontology annotation, molecular function: RNA polymerase II cis-regulatory region sequence-specific DNA binding; DNA-binding transcription factor activity, RNA polymerase II-specific. Gene Ontology annotation, biological process: type I interferon-mediated signaling pathway; regulation of transcription by RNA polymerase II; cell surface receptor signaling pathway via JAK-STAT. The record is from RefSeq and is a predicted model, not a curated record. The transcript has 25 exons. Lineage: Eukaryota; Metazoa; Chordata; Actinopteri; Characiformes; Acestrorhamphidae. The coding region runs from base 140 to 2632 and encodes 830 amino acids.